Messenger RNA from Macrobrachium nipponense, 6595 nucleotides. It is a transcript of the gene hth, whose product is annotated as homeobox protein homothorax-like. NCBI's taxonomy places the organism in Eukaryota, Metazoa, Arthropoda, Malacostraca, Decapoda, Palaemonidae. The record is from RefSeq and is a predicted model, not a curated record. Gene Ontology annotation, biological process: animal organ morphogenesis; eye development; positive regulation of cell population proliferation. Gene Ontology annotation, molecular function: RNA polymerase II cis-regulatory region sequence-specific DNA binding; DNA-binding transcription activator activity, RNA polymerase II-specific. The transcript is spliced from 15 exons. The coding region runs from base 780 to 2273 and encodes 497 amino acids.
UUUGCGGGUCGAGUGUGGCACUGGGUCCCGGGUGUGACAGGUCAGUCAGUGGUUGUUCAGCGGUGGUCAUCGGCUCCUUCACUGCAGUCUCUCUCCCUCAGUGGCCACACCGCCCAUCCAGGAUGCUUGGCCCUCCGCCCACCGACUCGUGAUUACCCUCGUUGCAAAAAUUGCUUGGCAUUGCACACUUCGCAUUGAUACGCCUGCCCUCGUUGACUCGGCAGGCCUUCCCCCCUCCCCUAGGGCUACGGCUUGGGCCGGACGAUAAUACAGCAAGUGCUUAUCUAAACGAAAACAUCCAUAAUAAUUCCUUCACACAAAAAAUCUCCAAUCUAUAUUUGGGAUCGUCAAAAGCUCGACUUCUCUCUCACAUGUGAACGAGGAAUGCAGGAGGCGGCGCUUGUCGAAUGGAGGCGGGGAUAGGGCGGAGCUUGAUUGGCUGUGAGGGCGGGACUAGGGCGUGAAGUGGUGCGUGGCUCCGCCUCCCAGGUGAGUGCGCAGCGCCCCGGGGCGGUGCUCGUGACAGCUCAUUCAUUUGUGGCGGCGGGCGGCGUGAUUGACAGCAGUUGGGGUGCAGUGACAGGCGGACACGCACGCUGCUCCGCUCUCAGUCGCCUCUCAUGUCGAUUGACGUGUCGACGCGCGGUGCAGGUACGGCGCGGUAUUAGAACGGUGCAGUGCGGUGCGCGGGUGGGCGUGUAAGUAGUGACUGUUACGGCGCGACGUUUGUGUGGUGUUACCGAGUGAAGCAAGCACAGUACUGUAACUAUAAGGGUGACAUGGCUCAGCCUGCGAGGUACGACGACGGGCUGGGGCACUACGGUGGCGGAGGCGCGAGUAUGGAGACCGUGACCAACAUGUACAGCGACCCACACCGAAGUUCGGCGGCCGUCGCCGCCCUACAGCCUUCUAUCAUGAGCCACAUGAACCACGUGAGCGGCGCCGCCCAUAAUGCGGCCAUGUACGCCCAUACACAGGCCUCCAAUCACGUGGGCGCCAAUCACGUCAUGGGAUCCGUCCCGGACGUUCAUAAACGCGACAAAGACCUCAUAUAUGGGCACCCGUUGUUCCCGCUGUUGGCCCUGAUCUUCGAGAAGUGCGAAUUGGCGACGUGUACCCCUCGGGAGCCAGGAGUCGCGGGCGGCGACGUUUGCUCUUCGGAGUCCUUCAACGAAGAUAUCGCUGUCUUCUCCAAACAGCUCCGACACGAGAAGCCCUACUACUACUCACACCCCGAAGUUGACAGCAUGAUGGUUCAAGCUAUUCAAGUUUUACGGUUUCAUCUUUUAGAAUUAGAAAAGGUACACGAACUGUGUGAUAAUUUCUGUCACCGGUACAUUUCCUGCCUGAAAGGCAAAAUGCCCAUCGACUUGGUCAUCGACGAACGGGACGGUCCCAAGCCCGACCUGGGUCCUGGGGACUCCAACAACAACGCCGCAGCCGCGGCUGCCGGCAGAGCCUCCGCCGACACCACUCACACCGACGGAGCCUCCACACCAGACGUGGUAAGUGAAGGGAUCAUAGGAGCCUUCCAGAAGAUUUGCGAGCGGCCGCCUUCUUCGUCAAUGUCAUAUUCCGGGGGCGCGGGCGGCGACGACGCCCGGUCGCCUGGUUCAGGCGGCACCCCUGGUCCCCUGUCCCACCAGCCCGCCUCCCAGCAUUCAGCAGACAACACCAGCGAAGCAGGUGGGUCAGAGAUCCCGACGCUUAUGCGUGGUGUAGGAGACUGUACAGGGACAGGUAAGAAGAGCCCCGCUGGUCUUCAUAGCCGACUGUUUCACGAGUUCGAAGAUCUGUAUCCCUCAACAGGAGACGCGAGCAAUGCCAGUAUCGGGUCUGGGGAAGGCACAGAGGAGGAUGAAGACGGGUCGAAGAAGAACCAGAAGAAAAGGGGAAUCUUCCCCAAGGUCGCAACAAACAUCCUCCGAGCAUGGCUCUUCCAACACCUCACGCACCCGUACCCCUCCGAAGACCAGAAGAAGCAACUGGCUCAGGACACCGGCUUAACUAUCCUACAAGUCAACAAUUGGUUUAUCAAUGCCCGCCGGAGGAUAGUGCAGCCCCUCAUAGAUCAGUCAAACCGAGCGGGUGCCAGUGUGCCGCACUUUUCAGGUCCGGCGGGGGCAUACUCCCCCGACGCGGCGUCCAUGGGUUACAUGAUGGACGGCCAACAGCACAUGUUCCGUACCGCCGAUCCUUACACCGACCACGCCGCUGCCGCGGCCUACUACGGACAUCCUGCGGCCGCAUACAACUACCCCCAUCAUCUAUAGGUCCGCGUGUAGCGGUGUCAUUCUGUGGGUGAGUGUUGAGGUGAUGAGGUGGCGGCGAGUGGCGCUGGCCUGGCCGCUCUUAUAGGUCCGCCGCCUCUCGUUCAGCGGCGCCAAGUGUAGUGAGCGAGCGAGAGUCGAGUGAGUGUCGUCGGGAAGGUGUUCAUAUGAUUGUGAGACCCCGGUCCCCCCCCGGCUGACAGAAAAAGGACUGUCUUUUACUUGAAGUAAAAUACCGGUGGGCCCGCGAGUGUGUGAAGAAGCCCGUUUUAUUAUAUAAAUAAAUGUUGCGGCCGUGUCUUUGACAGAAUAAAAAAGGCGGCGGUGGAAAGGAAAAAAAAUAUAAACAAGAAACAGUGUAUACAAUUAUUUUAAUCUUGAUGGCUCAUGCACACAAGUUUUGGUGGAGACGGCCGAAAUCAAGAAGGGGUGAUGAUGGUGGCAUAUGAUGGGCGGUUUGGGGCCAGGGGAGCUGAAAGCUCCUGGGCAUGAUACCCAGGAGGAGUCCCAAGCCAUAAAGGGUGAAGACCCAUAUGGCUUAGAAUUCCUAGUAGUUGUAUGAGGGCCACCAAUCUUUUUCCUCUUUCCUCCUGUCUCUUAUUACUUGAUCAGUGUAACGGCAGAGAUAUAUAUAUCAUCGUCAACCUCAGCUAUACCUCAUUCCUCAUUCAUCACAAAACAUGGCAAUAAGUCUCUCUCUCUCUCUCUCUCUCUCUCUCUCUCUCUCUCUCUCUCUCUCUCUCUCUGAAUCACAGUGGAUGAAGUUUCUGCAAAGAAGAUGCCCUGGAACCUACUAGUUGGACGCUGGCAUAUCUUAUUUCUACUCAAGAAGAAGAACCAUUUCAAUACUUUUAGUCUUUUAAUUCUAGAUAUUGAAGAUGAUUAACAUACAUGAUGCUUUACAUAUUUAAUUUAAUUAAUCUUUAAUCUUCCAGAGGAGGAAGAUAUAAUCUUUAUGAACCCUUGAAUUAUAAAAAGUAAAUGGAUUAAGAGUGCAAAAAGCGUUUGUUAAUAUCCCAUCGUUUACAGGAAACGGAAAAUAAGUGGCAACACUUAGUGCUCUUAAGGGGCAUAACUUAGAUGGUAGUGUGACAAUCACCUUUUAAAUUAAAACCCGGAAGAUGCAACGUCUACGAGUAUGUAAGCAUAUUUGACCGACUUUGUCAGGUCUUUGUUAUCAACAGACGCUACAAAAACGAACCUGUCAACUACACUGAAAAUUCAAAAUUAAAAAGAGUUCUGUCAAAAAACUGGUCACUGGUGUACUUUGCUUAUUAAAUAAUACAUAAAAGAUGAAGUGCACUGGCAUUGCUUAGAGAAGCAUAGUGGGACCUUCAAAUACCAACAAUAACCUAAUUUUUCAUGAUUUCAAAGUCUUGAUUCUUCUUAUAGACCUACAACAAGAUUACCGCAAAGCUUAUUAUCGACCUACAAUAAACCAAAUUUUAAGUUGUUGAAAUUUGUUAACGACCCACAACAUUUCACAAUUUUAAGUUGUUGAAAUUUGUUAUAGACCCACAACAUUUCACAAAGCUUGUUGGAAUUCAUAAAGACAAUCAAAUUUUACAGAAGCUAAAUUUCAAGAUUUGUUUGCAAAGCUUGCUGGAAUUAUUCUUAUAGACGCAAUAUCAUCAUCAAUUCCUCAAAUAAAAUUCAGGAUUCUUUUAUAGGAUCCAUAACAGACUGGAGUGAACACUUCAAACAGAUAUUCCUAAUCAGAGGAGGAUAUUCAUACUUCAAAAAGAAACUUGCCAGCCCCUAAAAUGCCGAAACCCCCCACCAGCCCCAACCCCCCUUUACAACAAACUACCCCUCCUCACCCCUCGAUUAAGCCUGACAUUUGCACCCUGAUAUUGCAGAAAGUAUUGAGAGAGAGAUUAGACUGUGGUGGAUGUAUACGACUAUGUGAAUUCUGUAUACGAUUGGAGUUUUCAUAUUGUACAUUAUUAACUUUUGGUGAUUUUACAUAAACUUUAUAAAUAAAUAAAGCGACUUUCUGCAAUAGCUUGUGGAUUAAGAAUGCCUAGAAAUACCUCGAUUUCAACAAACCUCAAUGUCUAAUAAUUUUUGCGACCGGUUACCAUCGUCACCAAUUCUCUGGUAAUAAUAAUAUGUAAUAAAAUAGUUAAGAAGAUGAAAGAAAAACAAAACAUUGAAAAAAAAUGUGUUUUAACGUAUGAAGAAGAAGAAGACUGAGGAAGACAAUUAAAGUUAUAUGUAACAUAACUGCUUUAGUGGUGAGAGCUUCCCCAUGAUUUUUUUCCUUUUUUAUAUACAUAUAUAUAUUAAUCCUAAGGCCGGUUCCAUAAGAGGCGGCAGCAGGGAUAGUGAUACCAGACACAAGCGGUCAGUGUAGCCCCAAAUAUGUGUAUUUACUUCUAGAAGAAGAAGAAGAAGAAGCAGAAGCAGAAGAAGCAGGCGGCAGCAACAGCAACAGCAGCACUUAUUCAAAUGAGACCUCUUCUACAGUGCGUGCACACUUAUGUCAUCCCUGGUACUAAAGAGACUUUUGAGAGUUGUAAAAUACAAACAAAAACGAAUCUUGUGGGAACUCGUUGCUACUCCUACUUAACUUUGUAUAAAUAGGUAACAUUUUAAAAAUAAAAAAAUUCGAGCAAGAAGUUUAAUAAUUAAAUAACCAACACACUUUUCACACAUGCAGCAAUAUUGAUAUUAUUUCUGUGAUGUUGGGUGUCGAGAGCGAAGGACUAAUUGUGAACUAGCGAAGGGAGUUGACUGAGCCAGCGGUUUACAAGGGCAAUCUCGGAGGACGGCUGUUGUGGUAGUGUACUCUUCACCCUCCCCCUCUCACCUCCCCUAUCCUAUCCAAAAACUUAUACUAACAAGACUAGAUUUUGAGAUUUUUUUGCUUUUGUUUAAAGUGGACAUUCGAAAACCCACCCCUAAAAAAGUCAGUUUAUACCACCACUCGAACCCCACCGCUUGCGGCCCCCCCCCCCCCUCCUCCUCCUCCUCCGUGCAACCGCCCUGAAGCUCUGGCAAGAUCAACUUCCAAAACUGAGAAGCAAUUGGUACUUUGGACCCCCCCUCCCCACCCGUUACGUGUUUAUAAAAUACUGUCGGAUGCCAUUGUAGAGCAUCGGGUGGCAGUAUCGAGUGGGUAAUUUAUGUUCUGUUUCCCGUUGGCCUCCUCCAACGGCAAACAUGUCAACAACCCUUAUCACGCGCUCACUUCCGGCUAAGAUGAAGGUUAUAAGUAAUGCUUUGUAAUUGUUCUUUUUUUAUCAUUAUUCUACUUAUUUACUUAUUUUUGUGUAUUCCCCCAAAGUACUGUGUAAUUUGGUUUAAACAUGAAUUCCAGACCUUUAAAAAUGUGCAAAAAUUGUUCUCUUAAUUCCUUCCAAAUUAAAAAACAAAAAAAAAAGAAAAUUGCAGUUUUGAAGGUUAUGGCUAAAGAAAAUCAGAAACAAGUUUGUGUUUUUGAACAGUGUAAGGUUUUACACAAACGGUACAGCUUUGAAGUAUCUGAAGGCCUAUGUUAAUUGAAGAAAAAUCAGUAUAAUUAAUAUACACGUGAAGGAUGUGACCAGUAGUGCGUCUGCAGAUGUGAAAGUGAAUUUUCAGUAUUUUUCUUUAAAAUAAUUUUGUAUUCAAGUUCUUGUAAUAUGAAAUGUGUUUAACUGGUUUUGAAGUUGAAGAACAUUUAACGAGAUUAUUUUAUUGUUAAUGUGAUUAUGGUUAUUUUUCUCUUUGUCUAUUUUCCAAUUAAGUUUUGGUCAUCUCGUUAAUUCAAACAAAUGCUGAGGAGCAUGGGAAACAGCCUGGCAAAAGAAGAAGAAUAAGAAGAAGAAGAAAACAACAACAACAACAACAACAACAAAAAGUAGAUUCUGUUAUUACUGUGUUCUUGUGUUGCCACAUUGUAAUAUUAUAUGAAGCUGUUUUUUGGCGUCAGUGGACCCCGUAUGGUUAGGUAAUUGUGUAGUAUUAAAAAAAGUCUAUCCGAUUUCUGAACAGCUUUUUUCCUUGUUUUUUGUACAUACUGAACGUUCGUUCCCCCCUCAGGCAGCGACCGGGACGCUCGCUGCAAGUGUAGAGUGAUAUUUCUACAGUGGUUGUAUAUUUGUAUCCUAAAUUCAACUUCUCAUAAAAAAAAUGAAGAAAACAUUGUUACAACAAAGUUCAAAAUGUCUGCAAUUCUGUAAAAUACAUUUUUUAGCUCUUAUAAUAGAAUAUCAGUAAGAAAUUCAGUUGAUCCGUUAUAUCGAAAUUCUCCUUCACCCCCAUAUCAGCAUUCAAUGAGCAACAUUCAAUGCUGGAUAUUGUGUAUAUGAUUUUUCCAAAAAUAAACGUGUUUUAAACUA